ACAGACUUUCACUUUGCAUGUUUCGUUCUCAUAAACUACUCAACGUGAAAGACUGAGGAAGAGAGUAAAGAAAAAGAGGAAGGAAAAAGCAUCAGGGGGAAGGAAAUGCGAUAAGAAAUAAAUGCUUUUAGGAAACCGUCAUUCAGUGAGACAGGGAAGAGCCUCUGUGAUGAGGAGGUAGGGAGGAAGCGAAGGAGACUAGGGAAGGGGAUGAAGCGCAAGGAGGAGGAGUAAAUCAGUGUUGGAGACUGACGCGGAAGAAGAAUCAGCCUCGGAAAAGGAAGAAGAAACCCGAAAUGAAAGCAGCCCCCCCGUCAGGGGGACUUCACACUUGUUGAUUAUCGUCGGUCUCCAGUACUAAGGCGCUUUUUGGACUUCUUUUCGACCGAUUUGUCGUGUCUUUCUGCGGGCUUGGACCGGCUGUUUUGGGGGUGCCUGGCUGGCUGAGUGAUCGCUGAGACUGAAAAGAUCACCCAUCCAUUUCACAGACUUCACGCUGCUGCGGACACACUCGGCAUCCAGUUCUGCCCGAUCGAUAUUUCAUCAUUUAUUCAUCCACCUUCCUUAGCAGGGAGCUUCGGGGAAGUGGCCGAGCAGGGCGCCCUGUCCUCCGCGCUGCGCCGCUGGGUGGCACCGCUGUCUCCGGGCGGAGGGUCUUUCUGAUCGCGGGGAUCGAGAGCUGCAGACGCCGUCGAAAAGGAUCGAAAAUCCAGCAUUAAUAUCUCACUGGAACAGCUGUCGUGUAUUUUGGGAGAGUGGCUGGUCGAUAAAUGUGCAGGGAGUUUGUUUUUUAACGAGCCUGUGAGGCGGGAUUCUCAGACAGCACACCGACCUCGGCGCCCUUUCCGCCGGGCAGCACCGCUGGCUCCAGCCGGUGCGAUGACCGACCCUCCACGGGGCGACACCGACGUCACAAUCGCCAUAAACUGACCUCGUUUGGAUCACAGAGCCGUGAACUGGUGGCCUGUUGUGUGUUUUAGGACCUGGAUAAUUAUCUUCCAGAGCGAGGGGGAAAGUCCAGGACACACACCGAGCACGGCGCCCUUUGCCGGGCUGCGCCGCUGUGUUUGGCCCGGUGGGAUGUCUCUCCACUACGGGUGAACUACUUCCUAGAAAUCCAGCCCUUUUGGCACCAGGAGUUACCGCUGUUGAACCCCGUGUUGUCGCCCUGCUGUUGGGAAGUUUUUAUAAGAGGGCGGGCAGGAGGACAUGGCGGACUCCGGCCGGCCCAGACCGGCGGACCCUGAUGCCGCAGAGAGCCGGACAGCGAGCCCGCUGGCCGGGAAGAAGAGGGCGCAGCAGUCCCCCGGACUCCGGUCCAAGUACCAGAGCUCUGCACCGGGUCACUGCUUUAAGAAAGUCACCCUGACCAAACCUACCUUCUGCCACAGCUGCAGCGACUUCAUCUGGGGGAUCAUCGGCUUCUUGUGUGAAGUGUGUAACUUCAUGUGUCACGAAAAAUGCCUGAAGACGCUGCGGAAGGUUUGUUCCUCCAUGACUCCGUCUCUGGUCCAGGUGCCGGUGGCUCACUGCUUCGGUCCCGCCGGUCAGAAGAAACGUUUCUGCUGCGUCUGCAGGAAACAAACAGAGGGAAGCACGGCGCUGCGCUGCGAAGUGUGUGAGCUGCAUGUCCACGCCGACUGUGCCAUCUUCACCUGUGCCGACUGUCGCAGCUGCCACCUGGACGGGAUUCUGGAGCAGGAUACGUUCCACCACCACUGGAGGGAGGGAAACCUGGCGUCAGCGGCAAGGUGUGAGGUUUGCCGGCGUUCGUGCGGGUCGUCUGACGUCCUGGCAGGGAUGAGGUGCGAGUGGUGCGGCAUCACGAGCCAUGCGGCAUGUUACCUCGGCGUGCCGGCAGAGUGCACUCUGGGACGUCUGCGCUGCAUGCUGCUGCAUCCGGCCUGUGUCCGCCUCGACUCCAGAAACUUCAGCAAGAUGCACUGUUACCGCAUCGCUGAGAGCUGCAGCCACGAGCUGGAUAACUGCGAUGAUGCUGAUCUCUCUGCUGCAGCAGCGCCAGCAUCCAAAGACGGUCAGCCGGCUGCCUCAGAGUCAGGUAAACAGUUUCUCAAGGUGUUUGAUGGCGACGAUGCAGUCAAGCGCGGUUUCUUCCGACUGGUCUCAAUCACAAAGAAUGAGGAAGUGGUGGAGGCGGCGCUGAGGGCCUUCUACCUCCCCGACGACCCUCAGGACUUCGAGCUGCAUGAAAUCGGCGGCCUGCAGCGUCUGCACAGCGACGACAUCCUGAACCGUAACGGCAGCCCGGACAACAGGAACUCGCUGAAGGACGGAGGCGACUCGUGGCUGCUGAGGGCAAAACCACGAGUCACUGAGGUCAUCAAGGUGUACACUGACUGGCCCAGGUCAGGCGUUGCUUUCAUUUCGGUUUCCGUCUCAGACAGCAGCACGACGUCCUCGGUCCUCGCCGAGGUCCUCAGUAAGCUGGACAGACAGGAGGAAGAUCUAUCAAAAUUCUCUCUGCUGGAGGUCUGCAUGAGCAGCAAGCAAGUGCAGAGACAGGCGCUGACUCCUCAGGAAAAGCUUCGGGACAAACUGCAGGAGAUCAGGAAGGUGUCUCUGCGGCAGAUGAACCAGACUCGGUUCUACAUCGUGGAGAACAAGAACCGGGCGGUGCGGGUGGAGCUGCUGAUUGGAGGGCUGCCCCCCCUGCUCACCACAGAAAAGUACACGCAGCUGAUCGAGGAACACCUCGCCAUCAAGAGUCACCUGGUCACCAUCAGCAAUUUCUAUCUCAAUCAAGGUGCGGUGGUGUUGCAGAUCUCGUGUUUCGCUGAAGCGGAGAGGAUCUACAUGCUGGCUAAAGAUACUUCCAUCAACAACAAGACGCUCACCUCGCUGGUUAUUCCGGCGAUCACGCACAACACACCAGGAGAAGAUGUGUGUCCUCUGCUGGUGUUUGUCAACCCGAAGAGUGGCGGUCUGAAGGGGAGAGAGCUCCUCUACGGUUUCCGGAAGCUCCUGAACCCUCACCAGGUCUUCGACAUCAUGAACGGAGGCCCGCUGGCCGGCCUGCACACAUUCAGGGAGGUUUCCCGGUUUCGGGUGCUGGUCUGCGGGGGCGAUGGGACGGUGGGCUGGGUCCUGGGAGUGCUGGAGGCUGUAAGGCACAAACUGACCUGUCGCGAACCGCCCAUUGGCAUUGUACCACUGGGAACAGGUAACGACUUGGCUCGUAUCCUGCGGUGGGGUCCAGGUUACAGUGGUGAGGACCCUUACCACAUCCUAGUGUCGGUUUAUGAGGCUGAUGAGGUUCUGAUGGACCGCUGGACCAUCCUGCUGGACGCCCAGGAUGUCUCAGAGGAUGGCAAAGACAACGACUUCUUGGAGCCACCCAAGAUUGUCCAGAUGAACAACUACUUUGGUCUCGGUAUCGACGCGGAGCUCAGCCUCGACUUCCACCUGGCUCGAGAGGACGAACCCGACAAAUUCACCAGCAGGUUUCAUAACAAAGGUGUGUAUGUGAAGGUAGGCCUGCAGAAGAUCAGUCACACCAGGAGUCUCUACAAAGAGCUGCAGCUUCACGUGGACGGGCAGGAAGUCCCAUUACCCAACAUAGAGGGGCUAAUCUUCCUCAAUAUACCCAGUUGGGGUUCAGGUGCUGAUCUCUGGGGGUCAGAGGUCGACAGUCGCUAUGAGAAACCCAGCAUCGAUGACGGCCUGUUGGAGGUGGUUGGGGUCACAGGGGUCGUCCACAUGGGCCAGGUGCAGAGUGGUUUCCGUUCCGGGAUUCGCAUUGCUCAAGGGAACUACAUCAGGCUGACAUUGAGGAAACCGAUACCAGUCCAGGUGGAUGGAGAACCGUGGAUCCAGCCGCCGGGACACAUCAUCAUCUCUGCUGCUGGACCAAAGGUUCGGAUGCUGAGGAAGUCCAAGCAGAAGCAGAAGAAGUCAUCAGCUAACAUGAGGGACGGACACUCGGAAAGUCCUUCUUCCAGAGAUGGACACUGACCCGAUCACCCGAUAAUGGCCGUCCUGCCUGUUAUCUGCCUCCUGCUACUGCACAUGGGUAACCAUUUUGGUGCCAGCAGCCAGCUGUGAAUUCACUUAUGUAGCUUUGCAGCGACACUAACGGGCCGCAGACGGAACACAGACUCGUGGACGUUUACCGUCUUGCAAAGUGGGAGAAAGUCAUGGAUCACUUGGGAUUGCAUUUCAUGCCUACUGUCCAGGCGCCGACCAUUUACAGAAAUCACAGUAACCGUGGUUAAUAAUUCCACUCCUAACUUUUUUACUUAACAGUAAAUAACUCACAGCAGGAUGUCUGCAUAGACUGCAAAAGAAAUUGUGUUGAAUUUUGACCAUUUCUCAGUAUGAAUAAGCUCUGCGCUGGAACAAAAAACAUCUAGACAAGUAUUUAAAGUGUCUGUCCGGACGUGACUGUAUAUGUGCAGUAAGUAGCAGUACUCAGUGUCAGCUGAUAUAUUAUAUAAUAACUUUAGUCGUGAAAAAUAAUGUGCAGCUAUAGAAUAAUUAUGACCUCAGUGUUGGUCUGUUUGUCAUCAGAAAAUAUGAAGAAAGCGGAUACUGAAGACAGCGACGGGCAGUUUUUUAAAAGCUGUUACUACAUAAUGUUUCUCGAAAGCAGUAAUUUCCUGGGAGGCCCCACUACCCUUCUUCUUCUUCUUCUUCUUCUUCUUCUUCUUGAUUUCUUGUAUGAAAUCCUUUAGUAAUAUUUACACACAGUGUAGAAAUUUUACACUAUUGAGCAUAAUUAAAGUCAGAUCAGGGUGAGCUAUGCUAAGCAGGGUUAGCUGGAAAGAAGAACAGUAAAGCCUGGAGCAGGUUGUAGUUCAGCAAAGGGAGAGCUGUUUAUUUUUGAUGCUCACACAGAUUGCAGUAAAGCUUGUCUUACAUAGAAAUAGAUAAUUUAGAAUAAUUUUAAAAAAUACCAAAGGCCACCUAAUAAUUUAGUUUCAA
Messenger RNA from Pelmatolapia mariae (spotted tilapia), 4941 nucleotides. RefSeq names its product diacylglycerol kinase theta. The coding region runs from base 1210 to 3972 and encodes 920 amino acids. The transcript is spliced from 23 exons. NCBI's taxonomy places the organism in Eukaryota, Metazoa, Chordata, Actinopteri, Cichliformes, Cichlidae. The record is from RefSeq and is a predicted model, not a curated record. Gene Ontology annotation, molecular function: ATP-dependent diacylglycerol kinase activity.